CCCAAACUACAAAGGACGUCUUUGUCAUUCCACCCCACCAACAAAUUUCUUCAAUUUUAAUCAUCAAAAUUAAAAUCUUCCAUUUUUUUUGUUUGCCUUCUUCCUUGUAUUUCGCUUCAUCUCCUCCGAUCCAUCUUCAACCUCCAUUCAAGGUGGAUGUUGAUUGUGAGCUGGUUUAUGGAUUGUGAAUUGUGACAUUUUUGGUGUUUUUAGGGUCUGAAUUUGGGAUGGGACUAUCAUUAUCGAUCUCGAAACGCUGGAAUUCAAGUUGUUUGCAUAAGCUGGAUUUCCAUUUAUGCCCAAUUGGAGUGUUUGGUUCAUUGUAAGAACCCUUGUAAGAAAGAAUAUAUGGCAACAAAAGGAGCCUUCCCAAUUAAAGUGGAUAGUAAUUUACACGGUUUUGCACGCGUGUUAAAAUCAGCCGCGUGUGAGUGGUUGUUGCUGUUUCUCUUACUACUUGAUGCAGCAUUUUCAUAUUUCCUUACAAAAUUUGCUCAGUAUUGUGAGCUACAGUUGCCUUGCAUAUUAUGUUCUAGGCUUGAUCAUAUCUUAGGAAAAGAAAAUCCGGAAUUCUAUAUAAAUCUUCUUUGUAAAAACCACAAAUCAGAGAUAUCAUCUUUAGUUUCUUGUCAUAACCAUGGCAAACUUGUCGAUGUUCAUGGAAUGUGUGAAGAAUGUCUUUUGUCGUUUGCAAAGAACGAGUCAAGUGAAGAAACAUACAAAAUCUUGGUGGGUAAAUUAGGAUCAGAGUGUAUUCAGAAACCACUAGUAAAUUUGGAUUCUGGUUCUGGUUCUUCUUUGACUACAAAGUUCUGUUCUUGUUGUUCUAAGCCGUGGAGAUCUAGACCAAAUGUGCAGAAGUUUGUCCGGUCAAAACUACCAUCAACACCUAUUUCUAAUCCUGAGAUUUCCCUACCAAAUAGUCAAGAGGGGUUGAAGAACAGAAGGGAUAGGUUUUCUGUGUCAACUAAACCUCUCAUUAUAGGAAGUACAGAUUUUGAUUCCUUGUCUCAUGUGGGGUACACUGAAGUAAAGAUCAGUUCAGAUUCUGACUCGGAUUUCCCGUUUUCCGAUGAUGAGGAACUGAUCACUGUGCCUCAAACUCGGAAAAAGGACGAAUUUCUAUCACGAUCCGGUUCCAACUUCACCCCGAAGAAUCAGUAUGAUUUUGUUUUGCCACCCGUCCAACGUCAGAAAUCAACUCCUGUCACUAGCAAUCUUAUGUUUCCGUAUCUUGAACCUGAAAAAGGCGAAACAACAACUCCAAGGUUUCUUGUAUCUGAUGGUGAUUUAAGGCAGAAGGGAAUUGGAGAGCUAAAUUGGCAACAGCUUAUCAAGAAAACAAGUCCUGUAACACCUGAGCUAGUUAUGCUUGAUGAUAUUCCUCUAUCAUCUAGUGCUCCAAAGGUUUCACCAGCUGUUUCAGCAGAUGAGGGUGACAGAGUUUCACUCUCGAAGAAUUUGGAUGUUUCUGGUUAUUCAGAUUUUAUUUCUCAUAAAACUGCUUCACCAUUCGAAAACAUGCAAUUGUCUGCUAGAUUAUCAAAAGAGAACUGUAUUGAAACUAAGGUAAAUGGUGACAAGGGACACAGUUCUGCCAUGAAUAAUUGGGAAUCUAUUGAUCUGCAUAGCACCUCAACUGUUUCUUCUAUAAAGAAAGAUGUUGCAUUUGUGCUCAAUAGUAGUUAUGUCAUUGAUGCAAGAGAACUUACCCCUGUCCCUGUUAAGGGCGUUAAAGCUUCAUGCCUUUUGUCAGAAGAAAUCGAUAUAAGAGCUUGCAAUGGUAUUGAAUCAGGUGAGGAAUUGUCUGUUUCAAAAGUAUCAGACCCACAAACAGAUUCAUCAUCAAGCAAUAGUAGUUCUUCCAUUGGUGCAACAGAACUUACCCCUGUCACUAUUAAGGACGUUAAAGCUACAUGCCUUUUGUCUGAAGAAAUAGGCGUAAGAGCAUGCAGUAGUAUUGGAUCAAUUGGAUCAGGUGAGGAAUCAUCGGUUUCAAAAGUAUCAGAUCCACGAACGGAUUCAUUUUCAAGCAAUAGUAGUUAUGCCAUUGGUGCAAAGGAACUUACGCCUGUCACUAUUAAGGACGUUAAAGCUACAUGCCUUUUGUCAGAAGAAAUUGGCGUAAGAGAAUGCAGUGGUAUUGGAUCAGGUGAAGAAUCAUCUGUUUCAAAAGUAUCAGAUUCAUUUUCAAGCAAUAGUAGUUAUGCCAUUGGUGCAACAGAACCUACCCCUGUCACUGUUAAGGGCGUUAAAGCUUCACGCCUUUUGUCAGAAGAAAUUGGCGUAAGAGAAUGCAGUGGUAUUGGAUCAGGUGAAGAAUUGUCUGUUUCAAAAGUAUCAGACUCACAAACAGAUUCAUCAUCAAGCAAUAUGUAUCCUUCGAUGAAUGGUCACUCAGAUGAGCCACAGAAGACUGAAAGUUCUAGUUCUAAUGAAUCCCUGAUGCCUCCAAAAUCACCAAGUAUGGAGAGGUCUCAGUCCCUUGAAUCUCUAGAAGAAAGUGUAAGUGUAAGUGAAAUUGAAGGUGAAAGUCUUGUUGACAAGUUGAGAAGACAGGUUGAUUAUGACAAGAAAUGCAUCAAAAACUUGCACAAGGAGCUAGAAGAAGAGAGAAAUGCACAGAGUAUAGAGAGGUCUCAAUCUCUAGAAGAAAGUGUAAGUGAAAUUGAAGGUGAAAGUCUUGUUAACAAGUUGAGACGGCAGGCUGAUUUUGAUAAGAAAUGCAUCAGAAAUUUGCACAAGGAGCUAGAAGAAGAGAGAAAUGCACCACGUAUAGAGAGGUCUCAAUCCCUUGAAUUUGUAGAAGAAAGUGUAAGUGAAAUUGAAGGUCAAAGUCUUGUCGACAAGUUGAGACGGCAGGCUGAAUUUGAUAAGAAAUGCAUCAAAAAUUUGCACAAGGAGCUAGAAGAAGAGAGAAAUGCAGAAUUUGUAGAAGAAAGUGUAAGUGAAAUUGAAGGUGAAAGUCUUGUUGACAAGUUGAGACGGCAGGUUGAUUAUGAUAAGAAAUGCAUUAAAAACUUGCACAAGGAGCUAGAAGAAGAGAGAAAUGCACCAAAUAUAGAGAGGUCUCAAUCCCUUGAAUUUCUUGAAGAAAGUGUUAGUGAAAUUGAAGGUGAAAGUCUUGUUGAUAAAUUGAGACGGCAAGUUGAUUAUGACAAGAAAUGCAUCAACAAUUUGCACAAGGAGCUAGAAGAAGAGAGAAAUGCAGCUGCAAUUGCUGCAAAUCAAGCUAUGGCAAUGAUAACUAAGUUGCAAGAAGAUAAGGCGGCACUUAACAUGGAGGCUCUUCAAUAUCUGAGGAUGAUGGAAGAACAAGCAGAGUACGAUGUGGAUGCCCUAGAAAAGGCUAAUGACAUGAUUGCUGAAAAGGAGAAAGAAAUACAGGAAUUGGAGGCAGAGCUUGACUUUUUUAGAAUAAAGUAUCCUGAAGAUUUUCCGGAAAUGAACGAGGAUGUUUCGUCUACAGAGGAUGCACAAGGUUCUGAAAGUAUUGUAAAUGAGAGGUCGUAGGAUUGAAUAUGGUUUUGCACUGCACAUCCUUGAAUGUCCUACAACAUCUCAAAGCUUGCAGGAUUUGCGCUGGAAGCGAAAGGACAAAAGGAUUGAAUGCAUCAGCCUGUGGUGAGUGAUUUCAAGAGAGGAGAGGCCAUGCUAACUUUCAGCAGCUGCUUAGAUGUUAUCAUGAAGAAAGUUUUUAUUAAGGUAUCUGCUCAAUACUUCUAUAAAAAAAAUGAUCAGUGAAGUCUGCCAAAAUGUGUGCAUCCCUCAUUUUUUGCCCAGGGUGCAUCUCUUGUAGAUAUUCUCAGAACUGGAUGAUUAUUGAUUAGUAUGUAUAUCGGUGUGCGUGCGCUUAUAUGAUAUGUUUUCAAUUGUUUUCUAGAGGUUGAAUCCAAUCAGCCAACCCUGCACCUGGUUGCAUCUGAACUAUGUAAAGCUUUUGAUCCCCAGUUGAGUUGAUUUGAUUUUUCUUGUAAUCCUCACAGCUUAGGAAUACCACUGUUUUUGCAACUACAGACAUACUUGGUGUCUUAUGAUUCU
This is a messenger RNA of Spinacia oleracea (spinach), 4041 nucleotides long. RefSeq names its product probable myosin-binding protein 4. Gene Ontology annotation, molecular function: myosin binding. The coding region runs from base 349 to 3513 and encodes 1054 amino acids. The record is from RefSeq and is a predicted model, not a curated record. The transcript has 4 exons. NCBI's taxonomy places the organism in Eukaryota, Viridiplantae, Streptophyta, Magnoliopsida, Caryophyllales, Amaranthaceae.